Neoarius graeffei (lesser salmon catfish) is the source of this 308-nucleotide messenger RNA. RefSeq names its product polyadenylate-binding protein 1-like 2. The transcript has 3 exons. NCBI's taxonomy places the organism in Eukaryota, Metazoa, Chordata, Actinopteri, Siluriformes, Ariidae. Gene Ontology annotation, molecular function: RNA binding. The coding region runs from base 22 to 291 and encodes 89 amino acids. The record is from RefSeq and is a predicted model, not a curated record.
ACUUCACAACGCUACGCUAUCAUGCAUUGUUGUUUGUUUUACACACUUGAGCUCUGGACGAUUUAUGUCUGUAAAAUGAACUCAAACUCCACAAUGACCUCACUGUAUGUGGGUGAUCUGCACCCUGAUGUCACCGAGAUGAUGUUGGUGGAGAUGGUGAGCCAUGCAGGACCUAUUCACUCUGUCCACAUGUGCAGGGACAAGAAGACCUUCUCCUCACGCGGCUACACUUUCGUCAACUUUCUGCAUCGAGCUGAUGACUGGCGAACCCCUCCCCAUCUUUACUUCUGAGAGACUCGGCCUUUCUG